Macadamia integrifolia is the source of this 1056-nucleotide messenger RNA. RefSeq names its product protein kinase PINOID-like. The record is from RefSeq and is a predicted model, not a curated record. The annotation marks the transcript as partial. Gene Ontology annotation, molecular function: protein serine/threonine kinase activity; ATP binding. Lineage: Eukaryota; Viridiplantae; Streptophyta; Magnoliopsida; Proteales; Proteaceae. The transcript has a single exon. Gene Ontology annotation, biological process: protein phosphorylation. Gene Ontology annotation, cellular component: cytoplasm; nucleus; plasma membrane.
AAUUUAUUCUGGUUCGCUGUCCAGGUUUUACGCGGCGGAAGUUCUUGUAGCCUUGGAGUACCUUCACAUGCUGGGAAUCGUCUACAGAGAUCUAAAGCCCGAGAACGUGUUGGUUAGAUCGGACGGUCAUAUUAUGCUCUCCGAUUUUGACCUCUCCCUCUGUUCUGAUGCAAUCCCAGCCGUUGAGUUUCCUGACCCUUCUCCUGACCCCACCUCAGUUUCUGACCUUCGGUCAACCGGCAAUGCACGUAAAGCUUCCUCACCCGGUUGCUUUCCCAAUCGGCUUUUCCGGUCACGGAAGGUACGGACGGUGGCAACCACCCGGCAGUUCGUCGCCGAGCCGGUGACCGCUCGGUCAUGCUCAUUCGUGGGAACCCACGAGUAUAUCUCACCGGAAGUUGCCGGUGGUAAAUCGCAUGGCAAUGCUGUGGACUGGUGGGCCCUUGGGAUUUUCAUCUACGAGCUGAUCUACGGUAGAACGCCAUUUUCCGGUGGGAACAACGAGGCAACACUGCGAAACAUCUUGAAAAAUCCCCUGGUUUUUCCGACUGGAUCUCCGUCGAGCGCGUCAGAAAUGUACGCUCGAGAUCUGAUCUCAAGGUUGCUGGUCAAAGAUCCUGGUCAGAGGCUCGGGUCAAAGAGAGGGGCAGCUGAAGUGAAGACACAUCCCUUCUUUAAGGGAGUAAACUUCGCUCUCAUACGGUCGUCCACGCCACCGGAAAUUCCCGGUCUCCGGCGAGUUAAGGCUACGUCAUCUUCGGAAUCCUGUAGGUAUACGAGGGAAUCGACAACGACGGCUUUUGACUUCUUUUGAGGUUCGAAUCGAAAGUGACGUGGUAUCAUCCUCGCCUUGUAAAUUCGGGACUUCUUUUACCUAACUGAUUAUAGGAAGAGGGGGAUAGGAUUGCCCUAUGUUGGGAAGGUUAGAUUAGUUUACAAACUUCAUAUGUAAACUAACCUUUAUAAGAAAUGAGUAAAUGUCUUUCAAGAUAGUUUUCAAUAUGGGAUUAAAACUUUUAAUAUAAUGUGAAUGAAUACGUACUAUUGAUCUAUGGA